Messenger RNA from Anguilla rostrata (American eel), 6217 nucleotides. Its product is annotated as adhesion G protein-coupled receptor L2-like. The record is from RefSeq and is a predicted model, not a curated record. Gene Ontology annotation, cellular component: plasma membrane. Bases 1 to 4923 code for a protein of 1640 amino acids. Gene Ontology annotation, biological process: cell surface receptor signaling pathway; adenylate cyclase-activating G protein-coupled receptor signaling pathway. The transcript has 26 exons. Gene Ontology annotation, molecular function: carbohydrate binding; G protein-coupled receptor activity. Lineage: Eukaryota; Metazoa; Chordata; Actinopteri; Anguilliformes; Anguillidae.
AUGCACUUGCAUGGGGCAGUGUGGGACAACGUGGGACACAGUGGGACAGCGUAUGGCAGCAUGGGACACAGUGGGACAGCGUGCGGCAGCAUGGGACACAGUGGGACAGCGUGCGGCAGCAUGGGACACAGUGGGACAGCGUGCAGCAGCGUGGGACAGCGUGGGACACAGUGGGACAGCGUGCGGCAGCGUGGGACAGUGUGGGGCAGUGUGGGACAGCGUGGGACACAAUGGGACAGCGUGCGGCAGCAUGGGACACAGUGGGACAGUGUGCGGCAGCAUGGGACACAGUGGGACAGCGUGCGGCAGCGUGGGACAGUGUGGGGCAGUGUGGGACAGCGUGGGACACAGUGGGACAGCGUGCGGCAGCGUGGGACAGUGUGGGGCAGUGUGGGACAGCGUGGGACACAAUGGGACAGCGUGCGGCAGCGUGGGACAGUGUGGGACAGCGUGGGACACAGUGGGACAGCGUGCGGCAGCAUGGGACACAGUGGGACAGUGUGCGGCAGCAUGGGACACAGUGGGACAGCGUGCGGCAGCGUGGGACAGUGUGUGGCUUUGUGUGACGUGGAUCAGGUGUGGCUUUGUGUGAUCAGGUGUGAUCAGGUGUGGUUUGGUGUGAUCGUGAUCAGGUGUGAUCAGGUGAGGCACGGCCAUUACCUGCUGGCCUAUGAGGGCGUGUGGAUGACGUGCCACGGGUUCAGCCGAGCGCCCCUGCCCUUCGGGUUGGUCAGGAGAGAGCUGUCCUGUGAGGGCUAUCCAAUCGACCUGCGCUGUCCAGGAAGUGAUGUCAUCAUGGUGGAGACCGCCAACUACGGCCGCACAGAUGACAAGAUCUGCGACGCCGACCCUUUUCAGAUGGAGAACGUCAACUGCUACCUCCCUGAUGCCUACAAGAUCAUGUCCCAGAGGUGUAAUAACCGGACCCAGUGUGUGGUGAUAACCGGAUCCGACGUCUUUCCCGACCCCUGCCCUGGAACAUAUAAGUACCUGGAGGUUCAGUACGAGUGCGUUCCAUACAUUUUCCUCUGUCCCGGGACGCUGAGGGGUGUGCUGGAGCCCUCUUUCCAGUUUGAGGCGGAGCAGCAGGCAGGGGCGUGGUGCCGGGACCCCCUGCAGGCCGGGGAGAAGGUGUACCUGAUGCCGUGGACGCCGUACCGCACGGACACGCUGCUAGAGUACGCCUCGCUGGAGGAGUACCGGCGCGGCCGGCAGACGGCGGCCUACAAGCUGCCGCACCGCGUGGACGGGACGGGCUUCGUGGUCUACGACGGCGCCGCCUUCUUCAACAAGGAGCGCACGCGCAACAUCGUCAAGUUCGACCUGCGCACGCGCGUCAAGAGCGGCGAGGCCAUCAUCCCCGCCGCCAACUACCACGACACCUCGCCCUACCGCUGGGGCGGCAAGUCCGACAUCGACCUGGCGGCGGACGAGAACGGCCUGUGGGUGAUCUACGCCACCGAGCAGAACAACGGGCGCGUGGUCCUGGGCCUGCUCAACCCCUACACGCUCCGCUUCGAGGCCACCUGGGACACGCCCUACGACAAGCGCUCCGCCUCCGACGCCUUCAUGGCCUGCGGCGUGCUCUACGUCGUCCGCUCCACCUACGAGGAGAACGAGAGCCCGGGGGGGCGGAGCCUGAUCGACUACGCCUUCAACACCAAGCUGGGCCAGGGGGAGGCGCUGGACAUCCCCUUCCCAAACCAGUACCAGUACAUCACCGCUGUGGAUUACAACCCCCGGGACAACCAGCUGUACGUCUGGAACAACUUUUACAUACUCAAGUACAACCUGGAGUUUGGCCCCCCCGACCCUGCACACGUGCCCACUGCUUCAGAGACUCCGGUAACGUCUGAACUUCCCGAAACCACACCCCCUGUAACCACGACAACUUCAAUGCCCGCCUACCGAGUCCCCUUCAGAACCACGCCCACUUCCGGGCCGAAGGAGGCGAGCCAGGGCCCAAAGCCCCCGCCCCUGGAGCUGGACCCCAUGGCCCCGCCCCCGCCCAGGUCCCACCCGCUCCCCGAACGCGUCUGUGAGGCGGUGCAGAGGCGGGGCAUCGCCUGGCCCCAAACACAGAGGGGCGUGUCUGUGGAGAGGCCCUGCCCCAAGGGCACCCGAGGUACAGCCUCCUUCCAGUGUACGAGGGUCACAGGUACGUGGAGCCAGAAGGGUCCUGACCUCAGCAACUGCACAUCUCACUGGGUCAGCCAGGUGGACCAGAAGAUCCGGAGCGGGGAGAACGCAGCGAGUCUGGCCAAUGAGCUGGCCAAACACACCAAGGGCCCCAUAUUCGCGGGGGACGUCAGCUCCUCCGUGCGCCUCAUGGAGCAGCUGGUGGACAUCCUGGAUGCUCAGCUGCAGGACCUGCGGCCCAGCGAGAAGGACUCUGCUGGGCGGAGCUUCAACAAGCUUCAAAAGCGAGAGAGGACAUGCAGAGCAUACAUGAAGGCGAUGGUGGACACUGUGGACAACCUGCUGCGGCCCGAAGCGCUGAGGUCGUGGGCGGACAUGAACGCCACGGAGCAGACGCACGCCGCCACCAUGCUGCUGGACACGCUGGAGGAGGGCGCCUUCGUCCUGGCCGACAACCUGCUGGAGCCCGCCGUGGUCAAGGUGCCGGCCGAGAACGUCAUCCUGGAUGUCUAUGUCCUGAGCACUGAUGGACAAGUUCAGGACUUGAGGUUUCCUCAGACCAGCAAGCCUGGUGUCUCCAUCCAGCUGUCCUCCAACACGGUGAAGCUCAACAGCAGAAGUGGAGUGGCCAAGCUGGUGUUUGUGCUGUACAAGCGGCUGGGCCAGUUCCUCAGCACGGAGAACGCCUCCAUCCGAUUGGAGCAGGAGGACGGGGGCCAGAACCGCACCGUGGCAGUGAACUCACACAUCAUCGCCGCCUCCAUCAACAAGGAGUCCAGCCGCGUGUUCAUCUCCGAGCCUGUGGUCUUCACCCUGGAGCACCUGGACACGGAGAAUUACUUCAACUCUAACUGCUCCUUCUGGAACUACUCUGAGCGGAGCAUGACGGGGUACUGGUCGACCCAGGGCUGCAAACUUCUACAAGCCAACAAGACGCACACCACCUGUUCCUGCAGCCACCUGACAAAUUUUGCCAUUCUGAUGGCCCAUCGAGAAGUCAUAGGCAGGGCAGGGAUGCACGAGCUCUUCCUGGGCAUCCUGACGCGUGUGGGCGUCGCGGUGUCGCUGGUGUGCCUGGCCAUCAGCAUCUUCACCUUCUGCUUCUUCCACGGCCUGCAGUGCGACCGCAACACCAUCCACAAGAACCUGUGCGCCAGCCUCUUCAUCGCUGAGCUCAUCUUCCUCAUUGGCAUCGACAUGACCCAGCCCAGGCUGGGCUGCGCCAUCAUCGCCGGUCUCCUGCACUUCCUCUUCCUCUCCGCCUUCUCCUGGCUGUGCCUGGAGUCCGUGCAGCUCUACCUGUCGCUGGUCGAGGUUUUCGAGAGCCAAGGUUCCCGCAGGAAGUACUACUAUGUCUCCGGCUACCUGAUCCCUGCCAUAGUGGUGGGCGUUUCUGCCGCGAUCGACCGCCACAGCUACGGCACCGAGACGGCGUCGGCCUGGUGGAUAUCAUUCAUCUGGAGUUUUAUCGGCCCUGUCACUCUCAUCAUCACGCUGAACGUGGUCUUCCUGGUGCUGAGCCUGGUGAAGCUGCUGAAGAGCUCCUCCUCCCUCAAGCCCGACUCCAGCCGCAUGGAGAACAUCAGGUCCUGGGUGUUGGGAGCCUUCGCGUUGCUGUGCUUGCUGGGCCUGACCUGGUCGUUCGGCCUCUUCUUCAUCAACGAGUCGUCCGUCGUGAUGGCGUACCUCUUCAUCGUCUUCAACACCCUGCAGGGGGUCUUCAUCUUCACCUUCCACUGCCUGCUGCAGAAGAAGGUGCGUAAGGAGUACAGUAAGUGCCUGCGUCAGGCUCACUGUUGUCGAGGGGGGGCCGGUGAGAACUCCCACAGCUCCACAAAGACCUCCACCUCCAGAGUCAACACCCGCUACUCCUCUGCUACACAGAGCCGGAUUAGAAGAAUGUGGAAUGACACGGUCAGGAAGCAGUCGGAAUCCUCCUUUAUCUCAGGAGACAUCAACAGCACCUCCACCCUCAACCAAGGAAUGUCGGGAAAUUACCUGCUCACUAACCCCCUCCUCCGAGCGCACGGCACUAACCCCUAUAACACCUUACUGGCUGAGACCACCGCCCCCCUCUUUAACUCAGGACAUUCCCUCAGCAAUGCCCACGCCAGCAGUUUGAUGGACACCCUCCCUCUCAAUGGUAACUUCAGCAGCAGCUACUCCCUGGGCAAGGGCGGCCUGGUGGAGGGCGCCCCCUGUGGGCUCCCCUUGGACGACGCCGCCUUUGAGAAGAUGAUCAUCUCCGAGCUUGUGCAGAACAACCUCCGCACCAGCAGGGGGAGCCAGAGCGGCGAGCGCGGUGUGGGCGUGACAGUCGCCGGGAGCGACGCCCCAUCGCUGGUGCUCGGCGACCCCCCGGGGGCGGGGCUCGAGGCGCCGCUGCUGCCCCAGAGGACUCACUCGCUCCUGUACCCCCCCCGCGGCCCCCCCGCCGCCCCCGCAUCCGAGGGGCGGGGCGCGUACCUGGCUUCACCCCCACACCGUUCCGAUCAAGAGGCUCCGCCCACAAACAGAGACUCCCUGUACACCAGCCUCCCGAACCUGACGGACACACCCGAGGCGGACGGGGGGUGGGGGGGGGGGGAGGACGGCGAGGGGCGGAGGGAGGAGGGCGGCGAGGGGCGGGGCCAGCACAGCCUGCCUGAGGACGUUUACUACACGGGCACCCCCGAACUGGGCCACGCCCCGCCCAUCCAGCCCUAUUACCUCAUCAAAGAGGACCCCGCCCCCGAGGAGGAGGCUGCCAGUGACGGACAGAUGCAGCUGGUCACUAGCUUAUGAGCCCCGCCCCCAACUCAGUUCAGCCCCUCCCCCACCAAACCAAACUCCGCCUUCCUGGAACACCUACGCUGGGUUUUUCAGACCCCUAGUAGUUUUUGGAAUCACAGCAUUUUUUAUAUUUUUUGUUUCGUUUUUUGUCGUUGAUGUUGUGAGAUUUGAGAUUGGCCAGGGAUCCGGUUCGGUUUGGAUCAGUUUGGGCUUGUACCCCUCACAGCGGCGUCAAUGGAUGUCGGACCCGUUUUGUUCCCACCUUCUCCAGAAGCGAGCAUGCCAGACGGGCCUGUCGCAGCAACCAGGACGGUUUGAGAGGGACGGUGAGGUUUGAGUGGGACGGUGAGGUUUGCGUGGGGCGGUGAGGUUUGAGUGGGACGGUGAGGUUUGAGUGGGACGGUGAGGUUUGAGUGGGACGGUGAGGUUUUAGUGGGACGGUGAGGUUUGAGUGGGACGGUGAGGUUUGAGUGGGACGGUGAGAUUUGAGUGGGACGGUGAGGUUUGAGUGGGACGGUGAGGUUUGAGUGGGACGGUAAGGUGAGGUUUGAGUGGGACGGUGAGGUUUGAGUGGGACGGUGAGGUUUGCGUGGGACGGUGAGGUUUGAGGGGGACUGUGAGGUUAGGAACGCCUGACCCCCGGACGGUUUGAGGGGGACUGCAUUACACCUUUCUGAAGGGACGCAGCCCAAGGUCUGAUUUAUCUCCCCUUUAUGUAAAUUCUAAUUGAAUGUCAUUUAUAAAUGAGACAUUUUAAUUAUACGUUUUAAAGUUUCUGAGAAGGGACUGAUCGUGUAAAGGUUGCACAUGUUAUAAAAAUGUUUUUUUUUUCCUUUUAAAUUCCACUCAUUGUAAAAAAAAAAAAAAUUACUUUUUUUUUUCAUUUUAAUGCUGUACUGAAGGGCAGGUCUGGUGCGCUAUAAUAUGGCUUCCUUCACCGAAACGCCACGCCCCUCGGCACUGAGGCUGUGGACCCUCCCAUUUCAGGCUGUAACGCCAUGUCUUUGCACAAAUUUGAUGUGAGUUAAAUAAUUUAUUUUACUGUAAGAUACUUGACAGGAAGUGUUCAAAUAACUGACAGGAAGUGAAGUAACCUCCACUCUUUUUUUCUCUUAAAGGGAUAGGGGUGUGCAGCUCUCGUUUCUGUACAGAUCUCUAUGUGUGUUCCAGCACUCCAGUCUUUCUCUUGCUUCUUUUGCCUAUUUUGUUAUUUUGUGAAAGGAAAGAGGAACUCAUGACUAGGAAUCUGUGUAAAGUCUUACACUUGUUUAACGGUAAAUAAACGUGAGGUCCUUUUUUUCCAGAA